UCGGAUAUCUCUAUAUAACCCUCUCCUUCGACCCUUCAUUUCUCACCCAAGCCAUCUCGGCUAGCUAUAUCUCAUAUUAUUAGCAAAGAUGACUUGUAAUAAGCUGCUUCUUGCUUUGGUUUUUGGUGCCCUAGUUUGCACUACUAGUGCUAGGAAGCUUCUGAGUGAAAAGGGUUCUUUUGAGGAUGAGAAGAAUUUAUUCCACCAUGGUGGUGGCCUAGGUGGUGGUGCUGGAGGUGGCGGCGGCUUAGGUGGUGGAGGUGGUCUUGGUGGUGGAGCUGGAUUUGGAGGAGGUGCUGGUGGGGGAGCUGGAGGUGGUCUAGGUGGAGGAGCUGGUGGUGGUGGAGGAUUUGGAGGUGGCGGUGGUGGUGGAUUAGGUGGAGGAGCUGGUUUUGGUGGUGGAUUUGGAGGUGGUGCUGGAGGUGGGCUAGGUGGGGGAGCUGGAGGUGGAGGAGGAUUUGGAGGUGGAGGUGGAGGUGGACUUGGCGGUGGAGCUGGUGGAGGGUUUGGCGCUGGUGGUGGUGCUGGAGGUGGGGCAGGAGCAGGAUUUGGUGGUGGUGCUGGUUCUGGUGCUGGACUUGGAGGGGGUGCUGGUGGUGGUGGAGGUUUUGGAGGUGGGGGUGGUGGAGGAGUAGGUGGUGGUUCUGGUUUUGGAGGGGGAGCUGGUGGAGGAUUUGGAAGUGGUGCUGGAGGAGGUGGUGGUUUUGGAGGAGGUGGCGGCGGCGGACUUGGUGGUGGAGCUGGUGGUGGGUUUGGUGCUGGUAGCGGCGCUGGCGGUGGACUUGGAGGUGGACUGCCUUGAAGUAACAGAGAUUGAUCAUGAGAGAAAAUUCCCCAGAUGACAAUAAUUAGCACACAUAUCUUAAACUUAAACCAUUAUGCAAUUGUCUGUUUUCUUCUUUUUUUUGUUUCAGAAGUGCUGAUGAAAUGAAUAAUUAAUAGAAUAAUAAGUAUUACUUUUUUAUAUUAUAAUUUU
This is a messenger RNA of Manihot esculenta (cassava), 976 nucleotides long. RefSeq names its product glycine-rich protein 5-like. The transcript is spliced from 2 exons. NCBI's taxonomy places the organism in Eukaryota, Viridiplantae, Streptophyta, Magnoliopsida, Malpighiales, Euphorbiaceae. The coding region runs from base 89 to 802 and encodes 237 amino acids. The record is from RefSeq and is a predicted model, not a curated record.